AUGGCAAAUAAUUCAUUGUAUAAUUUAUUAAUUGAAAAAAAAAAAGUAAAUAUACUUAAAGACAAUUUUGAUUUAACAUCAUUAAAUGAUAAUGAAAAAUACAAAAUCAAUUUAAUACCUGAGCAUGUUCAGGGAUAUUAUGGAUGUAAAAAUAAUUUGCUCAAAUUUGCUUACAAGAAAAUUAUUUAUUCUUACAAUAACUUGAUAAUUAUAUAUGACUUAUUUAAUCAAAACCAAUCGAUUUUUUCUUAUCAUAAAAAUAAAGUUAUCUUCAUCAGAUGCAAAGAAAAUUGUAGAACAAUUCUAAGUGCAGAAGAAAGUAGAGAUAGAAUAAAAAUAUAUUUAUGGAAUAAAUCAAAUUUAAAAAUUUUAACACAAAUAAAAAUAAAGAAAGAAAAUUUUUUAGAUAUAGAUUUUUUAAAUGAUAAGAAUAUUUUAUUGUUGUGUAAAUACUAUGAUAAGUUAAUAUUUUUUGUAUUUUUUGUUGUAUAUAAAAAAAAAAAAACACUGUUGAAAAGAAAGUAUGUGAAUGCCAUAAAAAAGUUAGAUGAUUUUCAUUUAAAAAAAAAAAGAAAUGACAUAAAAAAUGAUGAUAAUCUUUUUAUGAAUUUAAAUAAACUUAUAAUAAAAAAAUCGCAAAAAUAUAAUUCAUGUAAUAUAUUUAAUAAGAAAGAUGAAAAAUACAUUAGAAAUGGAACGUAUUCAAUUGUAAAUGAAAUAAAAAAAAAAAAAAAAACAUUUAGAAAUUAUAUAAAAUGUAAAUCUUUUUAUAGCUUGCCGAAAAAAAAUAAAAAAUUAAAAAAAAAAUUAUUUAAAAAAAUAUAUUAUAAAAAGGUAAAUGGGGAAGCUUUAAGUUAUAUAAAAAUUAAAAAAUAUAAGAAGGAUGAUAUUUUUUUCUAUUAUAUCUCCUUUUUAAAACCAUUUAAAAAAUGUAAAAAAAGUUAUAAUGUAUUACUAAGAAAUUUUAAGAUAUUUGUAGAUAUUAAUAGAAUUGUAUGCAUAUAUAAUGAGGAAUAUAUAUUUACAUACUUAUUGAAGAAUUAUAUUCUCUAUGAAAAGUUAAGAUAUAAAAGCUUUCGAUGUAAUUACUAUUUAGAUAAUAAUACAUUUUCCUUAAUUAAACGAGAUCAUAGUUUUUUUUCUAUAUUUCAUUUUCAUUUAUUUAUAAAAAAGCUUAUUCUAAAUCGUCACUUUUGUUUUAAAGAUGAUGCUACGUUAACAUAUGAAAAUUAUUUUGAGGAUACUCAUUUAAAAAGGAAUGAAGAGAAAAAAAAAGUAGAUGAAAAUGCAAAAAAAAUAAAAGAGAUAGAGGAAGAAAAAAAAAAUAAAAAAGAAUUUGGAGAAAAAUGUAGAGAUAUAGAGAACGAAUUAAAUAUAGAAAACAUCUCGAAUAAUUCUUCAUAUAAUUAUAUAUCAAAACAUAUAAAUGAUUACUUUAAUAAUUUCAUUAAUGAUGAAAUAAAUGUAGUUGAAAUUAUUACCUUUGUAUAUGCAAAAGAAAAUAAUGAUAUGGAUAUAAUUUUUAACUUACAAAAAAUUAUUGAAAAAAAAAUUAAAAAAAGACAUUAUGAAAACUUAAUAAAAAAGAAGAAGGAAAAAAAUGAUUCUGAAAACAAAAAAUUUGUGGUUGUAGGAACUAAAAAAGGGAUAAUUAUAAUUAUUGAUUUUAUAGAACCACAUAAAAUUGUUCAUUUGGAGAAAAUAUGUAAUGAUAAUAUUGCCUCCAUUUUUAUUUUUCAAAAUAAUAUAUUAAUAUUAAAUUCUUUUGGAAUAUUAUUUUUUAUGAACGUACAUAAUUUUAGAGUAUAUAAAAGCAUUGACAUAUUUGAAAAGCACAAUAAAAUUGAUAGUUUUUUUUUAAGUAAUAAUAAUAUUCUAGAUUAUGGUCUUUCUUCCAAUAUAUUGGAAAAAAAAUUAAAUUCUUUUAGAAUUUAUAAAUCUAACAAAAAUAGCUCGAUAAACAAUAAAGUUUUUAGACCGAAAUCAGGAGAUGCAUAUAAAAAUAAAGAAAAUAGUAUAAUUUUUUACUGCGAAGAAAAAAAAAGCAACCAUAAUAAUUUAUUUGAAGAUAGCUUGAAAAAAAUCAAUUUUAAUAUAACUGAGAAUAAAUAUAUAAAUUCAAGUUGUUUGCUGGAUAUAUAUAUUUUAGUAUUAGGAACAUCAGAUAAUGAAUUAAUAAUUUAUGAUUUGAUCAAUAAUGAAAUUUGUUUUAUUUACAAAAAAAGUUACAGAAUAAAUUAUUUCAUACUUGAAAAUGAUCAUAUAAUUUAUAACAUUGAAAAUUCAUUAUACAAAAUGAAUUUAAUUAAUUUUAAUUCUUUUAAGUUACUAACUUUAGCUAAAAUAAAUAUCAGUGCAUUUGUUUUUUACUCACAUAACAUUUUAAUAUGUGGUACAUUAAAAGGCAACUUAUAUUUUUUUGAUAUUUCAAAUAAUAAUGUAAAAGUUAUCAAUAAGAUAGAAGGAAAAAAUUUUGUACAAAAAAAAUUUUUUCAUAAUAAUUCGAGAAGAAAUGAAGUACAAAUUAUUUUUUCUAUUAAGAAAAUUAUUGACAAAAAAUUCGUAAGAAAAUCAAAUAACAUAGAAAAAGAAGUAUUUAAUGAUAAAAUAAUAGGAUUAGUUUUAAAUAAAUCAAAAAAUUUUUUAUUAUGCUCUUUAAAACAUAGUAUAUUUUUAUUUAAAUUAAAUAUUUCAGGGAAUGAGAAAAUUGAUCUAAAGUGUGUACGUUAUCUUAAUAUUAAUAACAUUAUACAUAUAAAUUUAUUAAAAAAUUUUGAUAAUUUAUUUUAUAUUGCAACAAAGGAAAAUAAUAAUUCUUACAUUUAUCAUCUAUGUUCUUUUAAUUCUUCAAAAACAAAAAAUAACAAAAUGGAUUGUAUAUAUUUUAAUAUCUUAUAUGAAAAUACAUGGUUAUGUGAAUUUUUUUAUUAUAAUAGUGAAAAUUUUAUUUUAACGGAAAAUAUCUUAGAUAAAAAAAAAAAUAGAUGUAUCCUCCUUUUAGAUUCUUUUGCCUUUAUUAUAUAUUCUUAUACAAUUAAUAGAACAGAUAAUUUUUCUUCUUGUAACAAUUUAAAUUGUUUGAUAGAAAAUAAAACUUCUAAUGAAAAAAAUGAUAUGAUUUAUGAAAAUAAAAAUCCUCACAUAGAUAUACAAAGAAAAAAUAAUUUUUCAAAUGAAAAAAGGAAAUCAAAUACACUAACAAAUGAAAAAAAAUAUGAUAUAGAAGAAAAUAAUUUUCUUAGAAAUAUUAGAAACGUAAACUCUAGAAUUCACACAUGUUUAAAAAAAAAUAAAACAAAAAACAUUCCUAAUAAAAAAAUACAAUUAAAAACAAAUUUAAUUAAUAAAAUUAAGGAAAAAGGGAAAGAAAAAGAAGAAAAAGAAAGAGAAAAAGGAAAUGAAAAAGAAAAAGAAAAAAAGGAAAGAAAAAGAGAAGAAGGGAAAAGAAAAAGCAAAAUGAAGAAAGUAAAAGAAAUUAAGGAAGAUAAAAGAAAACAAGUAAAAAGAGUAAAAGAAAAAAAAAAUAAAAAUAAUGAAAAGAAAAUAAAUCAUAUAAAAGAAAAGCUAAACAAAGAACAUAGAUCGAAAGAAACAAAAGAAAUAAAAGAAAGAAAAAAAGAUGAAAAUGAAAAAAAAAAGGUUAAAAAAACAUAUUCAUUUAUAAAUUUAUAUAAUCAACCAAAAGUAAAAAAAUUAAAUAUAAAAGAAAUAUCAUCAUGUAGUUUAAGUAAGGCAAAAAAAAAAAAUUGUAUCCAGGAUAAUGGCAAUAAUAUCGCUAUCCAAAAAAAAGUAUUUAAAAGCAAUCUCAAGUUAAAAGAUAGAAUAUUAUUAAAGGAGAUUUUAAAAUCCCGCAAAGAAGAUGAUAUUUUAAUAAGAAAUCAAGUGAACGCUCAUGAAAAAAAAAAAAUUUCUUAUAUAAAAUAUAAAUUAUUAAAAAGUAUUUUGCAAAAAAAAAAUGUUGAAUUUUCUAAUUAUAAAAAAUUAAUUAAUGGAAGCCAUUAUGAUGAAAAAGAAAAAUCAUAUGAAAUCAAAGAAUGUAAUUAUAAAGAGAAUACAAAAAAGGUUUUAUUUCUAUCAUUAGAUCAAAAAAAUAAAGAUAAAAUUAAUUCUUAUGAAACAAAUAAUAAAUAUGAUAAAGAAGUAUUUAUUUAUGAUCAAUAUCAAAAUGAUAGUGAAUCUAUAUGUAAAGAUGCAGAUAAAGAUAACAAUUUGAAAAAGAAUAACAAAAGUAAUUAUAUAAUGGAUUAUUUAAAGAAAUAUUUAAGCACGAAUAUUUUAAAAGAAAGUGAAUUAGACCAAAAAAAAAACACUACAAAAAAUUAUGUAAAUAAUGCUUCAAUAAUUAAAAGAUAUGCAAAUGGCUGCUUUAUUUCAUAUGAGAGUAAUAUUAGUAAUAUAGCAACACAUACAAAUGACAAUAAAAAUAAUAUUAUUUCAAAUGAAGGAAAAGCCUUUUAUCCUAAAAAUGAAUUAGAUAAAGUGAAUAUUGGGAAAAAUGAAAAUUUUAUUAAAAAAGAGGUUAACGAAAUAAUUAGCUGUGUUAAUAAUUCUGAUGGAGGUAAUAAUUAUAAAAGCAAUAAUUAUGAAAGUAGUAAAUAUGCUUUUAAUUAUGAAAAUAAUAUUUAUAAUGAUAAUUACAUAUAUCAUAGUUAUGAUGAUAGGAUUACUUAUAUAAAAAAUAAUUAUUUUUAUAAAAAUAAUUUAUAUUUUAAUAACGAUAAUAAUGAAAAUAAUAAAAAUAAUAAUUAUAGAUGCAAUUAUUUACCAUAUAAUAACAAAGGAGAAAAUAAUAAUCAGAAAAAAAGUAAUUAUAGUGACAAGAAAUAUCAAAAUAACUAUUUUAAUGCUAAUAAUUUUGGUAGUAAAAAAUAUAUAAAUGAAACUUCUAAUUUAAGAUACGAUAAUAAGGUAAAUUAUGGAAAAUUUAUUAGCAAUAGAAUUAGUUACAAGGAUAAUACUUAUUUAAAAAGAAAUAACGAAAUGAAUUCUAUCUUUAAUUUAUACAAUGAUAAAAUAAGCAAAAAUACACAUUUAAAAAACUCUUAUGAUGGUAAUAUGAAAUAUAUGAAAUAUAACAUUGUAAGUUUAAAUGUAGUGAAAAAGUGUAAUGAAAAUUCGAUAAAUACAAAUCAUAUUAAUGGACGUUUUAGUAUUUUAAAUAAUAACUCUAAAAAGAAAAGUAUGAAUACUUCAUUUGCAAAUGAUUCAAACACAAAUUUUUAUAAGAAUAAAUAA
This is a messenger RNA of Plasmodium relictum, 5235 nucleotides long. RefSeq names its product conserved Plasmodium protein, unknown function. The record is from RefSeq and is a predicted model, not a curated record. Gene Ontology annotation, molecular function: single-stranded DNA binding; protein binding; double-stranded DNA binding. Lineage: Eukaryota; Apicomplexa; Aconoidasida; Haemosporida; Plasmodiidae. Gene Ontology annotation, biological process: interstrand cross-link repair; double-strand break repair via homologous recombination. Bases 1 to 5235 code for a protein of 1744 amino acids. The transcript is spliced from 2 exons.